GGGCUCUCGGGGGGGCCGGCUCAGGGACGUCGGUCGGGUGGUCACGAGCCUCCCCGACACCAAUGAGCUCCCCCUCCCACACCCCCAGUCCUUCCCCUACCCAGUCCCCCUCCCGGUCCCGGUCCAACCAUGUCACCCCCACCAACCAGCAGGCCUACUCCAGCUCCGGCGGCUCGGCCCCGUCUCCGUCCCCCACCCGGGGGUCGUCCUCCCGCCCCCCCUCUCACCCUCCCACUCCAACUGCCUCCCAGCCCUCUUCCCGGGCUUCCUCCCUGACCCCCAGCCCUCACGUCCAACAUGUGCCCCGAGGGGCUUCCCAGACCCCCACCCCGCCCACCUCCAAGUCUCCUUCCCAGUCUGGCCUGAAGUCCGUCUCUCGAAACUCUUCCCAAACCCCUCCCGUGCCUGUGGCCAGGUCCCCCUCCCACAGCCCGGCCACCUCGGCCUCCUACAUCGGGCCGGUGCGGGGCAUCCCCUCCUGCAUCGCCCCCUACGUGCCCCGCUUCCUGAAGGAGCCCCCCUUCUCCCAGCCCCCCACCCAGUGCUUCCCCUGCUCCUUCCCCUGCCCGCCCCGCAGCUGCGAGCGCCCUCAGGUGCCCGAGUCCCUCUACUUUCCCCUGCUCCCCCCUCCCCCCCACCACCCCCGGGUCAGCUGCUCCUACCCGACCCCGCCGGCCCUGUUCACGCCCCCCUCCUCGCUCUCCUACUCCCCGCCCACCGAGGUCCUGGUGAGCGGGAAGCCACACGUGGUGCCCACCGUGCUGCCGGCCACCUUCUACACGCCCUUCUCCCGCUACUACACCCAGCCCCGCCCGUACCGCGGGCACCGCCGCGGGCCCAGCGCCUCCCCCCUCGGCCUGCUCCCCCACUCGCCCUACGACGGCUCGGGCCGCUCUGUCCACUUCUUCCACCGGUCCUAGGCCUC
Neofelis nebulosa (Clouded leopard) is the source of this 925-nucleotide messenger RNA. RefSeq lists its product as uncharacterized. Lineage: Eukaryota; Metazoa; Chordata; Mammalia; Carnivora; Felidae. The record is from RefSeq and is a predicted model, not a curated record. The transcript has a single exon. Bases 63 to 920 code for a protein of 285 amino acids.